Messenger RNA from Bipolaris zeicola 26-R-13, 489 nucleotides. RefSeq lists its product as uncharacterized. Gene Ontology annotation, cellular component: cytosol. NCBI's taxonomy places the organism in Eukaryota, Fungi, Ascomycota, Dothideomycetes, Pleosporales, Pleosporaceae. Gene Ontology annotation, biological process: dGTP catabolic process. The record is from RefSeq and is a predicted model, not a curated record. Bases 1 to 489 code for a protein of 162 amino acids. Gene Ontology annotation, molecular function: 8-oxo-7,8-dihydrodeoxyguanosine triphosphate pyrophosphatase activity. The transcript has 3 exons.
AUGUCGGAAGCUCAACGCCCCAAAGUCGGUGUCGGCGUCAUCAUCCACGACGAGGCUGGCAACAUCAUCAUGGGCGAGCGCGCAGGCAGCCAUGGCGCUGGCACAUUCCAAUGUCCCGGCGGCCACCUCGAAUACUCCGAAUCCUUCGCCGAAACCGCCGCCCGCGAAGUGCUUGAAGAAACCGGUCUGCAAGUCGGCAACAUCAAGUUUCUAACUGCUACAAACGAUGUGUUUGGCGAGGGCAAGCAUUACGUUACUAUUUUUGUCACGUGUACGAUUACUGGGGAGGAUAAGGUGGCUAAGCCGAUGGAACCGCACAAAUGCGCGGCGUGGGAGUGGGUGCCGUGGAGUCAGAUGUGGGCUUGGGCCGGGGAGCAAGCGGCGGCUGAGAAGGAAGGUAGGGAGGUCAAGAGGAAGAUGUUUUUACCGCUUGUGAAUCUUUGGAGGGAGUAUCCGGAUUUAGAGUUUGCGUUGGGUGGGGAGAGGUAA